ACUGCCAUACAAUUGAAAUUAUGCGACUCAAAGAGCGAAUUGUGAUCUUUUUAAUCGGCAUUUGUGGUGCUCUUUGCAUAUUAUUUGUGAUACAUGCUAAAAUUGUCGACGAUCAAUUUGAUUAUCCAAAACCAUACAGGUUCCUUGAUAGUCAAGAUUUUGCUCGUCUCAAUGAGCAGCGGUCACCCGAAAGUGGCCUAGGUGACACCUUCAAGAAGCGGGUUUUAUAUCGUCAGAUGUCCCGAGAGUAUGAACAACAACAACAACAACAACAACAAGAAACAACAACAAUCACAAGUGACCAUUAAAGGUAAUAAUAAUCCAAUCAGUAGUAAAUUAAUAUCAACAAUUAACUCGGGAAAGUCAAUUAAUCCAGCGCAACAAUUGAAAGCAAGUGAAUCAGUACAAUUAGUUAAUUCAGUUGUUAAUGGUAACGAGAAAAGUUUAAUUGCCAACGAGAUUGAUAAUUAUGGUAACAUUGAUUAUGUUAAAAGUGUUAAUUACAAUGGUAUCCAUUCACCCACCGGUGGUAAUUAUAACAGUCUGAUCGGAGGCGGUGGGUCAGUGUUAACACCACCUCAAGGCGGAGGUGGUCCAGUUUCGUCAACAUCUUCAUCAGCUAAUCAACUUUACUCAGGUGAUAUUUUAAUUAUCGACGAUGAUUUUAGUGAUUUAGUGAAAAUCGUGAAUAAUUUCAACGAUAAAUCAACAACUAAAUUGGAAUUUAAAAAUGUUCGAUCAUCUUUAUCAUCCUCAUCAACUAAAAGACCAUCAUCCAAAUCAUCACUUCGAUCAAGAAAGUUCGGAUUAAAUCCAAGCUUAGCUCAACUUCUCAGCAUUGAUAUAAGGCGUAAUUUAAGCAAUUGGGAAAAAUUUCACCUCAAUAUCAGGCAGCAUGAUUUAUACACUGAAUCUGAUUCAACUAUUGAUGAUUUAUUGAAGGACAUGGCAACUUUACCAAUUGUCCGAGUGGGACAAAAAGAGGGUGGGACACAACUUAAAUUGAUAAUUGAUUACCGGAACUCAGGGCAAGCCUUAUUCAAACCUAUGAGGUUUCCCAGGGAAAAGGAAACGGAUCCAAAUCAUUUUUAUUUUGUUGACUUUGAAAGACACAAUUCAGAGAUCGCUGCCUUUCACCUUGACAGGCUUUUAGGUUUUCGACGAGCGCCUCCGGUCGUAGGUCGAGUUAUCAACAUAACCUCUGAGAUCUAUGCUCUCAGUGAUGAUGCUCUACUCAAGACAUUUUUUGUUUCUCCUGCCAAUAAUUUGUGCUUCCACGGCAAAUGUGGUUACUACUGUGAUACUGCUCAUGCAAUUUGUGGCCAUCCCGAUACCCUGGAGGGCAGUUUUGCCGCUUUCCUGCCUUCGACAGCACUUGCCCCACGAAAGAUCUGGAGACAUCCAUGGAGAAGAUCUUAUCAUAAACGUCGAAAGGCCAUUUGGGAGACCGAUGAUUCUUAUUGUGAUACAAUUGUCCGUAAAACGGGUCCCUACAAUAAAGGCCGUCGACUGCCCGAUCUAAUGGACAUGUCGAUAUUGGACUUUCUUAUUGGGAACAUGGAUCGUCACCACUAUGAGACAUUCAGAAUUUUCGGAAACAAUACAUUCCCCCUUCACCUUGACCAUGGAAGAGGAUUCGGUUUGGCCAAUCAUGAUGAGCUUUCCAUUCUUUCCCCUGUUCGCCAAUGUUGCCUGAUUCGCCUUUCAACCUUACGUAAACUACUCGAACUACACAACGGAUCAGAUCACCUUUCUGACCUGAUGAGAAAUUCACUUGCCUCUGAUCCAAUUUCACCGGUUAUAACGGAACCUCAUCUGAACGCCUUGGAUCGUCGGGUGUCCAUUAUUUUACUCACAUUGAGAACAUGUUUUAAAACCAAGACACCGGAACAAGUUUUAUAUAUUGAUUAGUUUCUUUGUCCUCUAAAUUGUUAUAAACAAUUAACUUUUAAAACUUUUCUGUACUUUAUUCAAAAAAACCAAUGGACUCUGUUAAAAUUUAUUCAGCAAAAAUUAACUCUUUUUGUUUUGUAUUAAGAGAGAUAAACAAUAUUCCUAACAAUUUGCUAAUUGUUGGGAAUCCAGCUAAACAAAAAUGAUACAAUUGAUUAAGCCAAAAAUAAAAAACUAAAAUCAAUUUGUAAAAAUUA
Molecule: messenger RNA, 2150 nt
Organism: Panonychus citri (citrus red mite)
Lineage: Eukaryota; Metazoa; Arthropoda; Arachnida; Trombidiformes; Tetranychidae
Product: extracellular serine/threonine protein CG31145-like
Exons: 10
Coding region: 250-1911 (553 amino acids)
Biological process (GO): protein phosphorylation
Cellular component (GO): Golgi apparatus
Molecular function (GO): protein serine/threonine kinase activity
Source: RefSeq, a predicted model, not a curated record